Xenopus tropicalis (tropical clawed frog) is the source of this 1202-nucleotide messenger RNA. RefSeq names its product zinc finger CCHC-type containing 17 (gene zcchc17). Gene Ontology annotation, molecular function: zinc ion binding; nucleic acid binding. Gene Ontology annotation, cellular component: nucleolus. The record is from RefSeq and is marked provisional. Lineage: Eukaryota; Metazoa; Chordata; Amphibia; Anura; Pipidae.
CCGGGGAGGAGACAGCGAAAUGGCGGCCCAUCAAAGGUGACUAAACUGCAAUUUUAAGAAAGAAGGAAACACAGUAAAAUCAUGGAGAAUCUGCCAGAGCUAUAUGACAUAUUCAAAGGAGAGGUUGCAAGUGUGACAGAUUAUGGAGCAUUUAUUAAAAUUCCUGGCUGCAGGAGACAAGGUCUUGUUCACAAGUCGCACAUGUCAUCCAGCCAUGUAGAUAGACCCUCAGAAGUGGUAGAUGUUGGUGAGAAAGUAUGGGUAAAAGUGAUUGGACGAGAGACAAAAGAUGGGAAGGAGAAAGUUUCUCUGUCCAUGAAGGUUGUUAACCAAGGAGAUGGGAAAGAUUUGGACCCAAACAAUGUUGGCUUAGAACAAGAUGAGAGAAAGAGGCGAGAGUUUAAGGACUACAGCAGGCAGAAAAUUACUUUGGAGGCUGUGCUGAACACCGUGUGUAAGAAGUGUGGUUGCAAAGGUCACUUUGCUAAGGACUGUUUUAUGCAGCCAGGAGGAACAAAAUACAGCUUAUUGCCAGAAGAGGAGGAUGAGGAUCCUAAAAAGGAUACCAGGCCUGCAAAGAAGAAAAAAAAGGAUAAAGAAAAAAAGAGGAAAAAGCACCACAAAGAAAAGCAGGACUCUGAAUCAGACAGCACUCAAAGUUCCAGCUCUGACAGCUCUGAAUCUGGCCCAUCGAGAAAGAAAAGAAAAAAUGAAGAGAAAAGCAGAAAAACACCAAAGAAGAAAAGGAAGCACAAAAAACACAAGAACUCUGGAAAGGGUGAAUAACUGUGUGUGUGUAUGUGUCAUAAGCCCUUUCCUGUCACUGAUCAUCUUCUUGCUUAUAAAGGUGGAGCUGAUGGGGUACAGACAAGAAAUGAACUCAUCUUUAAAUAAGUGAUCAUUGCCUUUUAAAAAUGAUGAUCUUAUUGACUAAAGACAAUGUAAAUUAUAUAAAAAAUUUACAUUGAGUUUUUUGCCUAAAAAUAUAAAAAUAACACAAGCUUUGAAUACUGCGCUUUCCAUAGAAUUGUUUUGUUUGAAUUGUCAUUGAAAUUAGUCUAAAUCCAUCCACACAUACCCAGCCUGACUGUGUGGAAAUGUAUGCCAGGGCAUGGGUCUUUUUAGACAUGCAAAAUAUACUAUUUUCUGCAUUUUCCUUGUGAUUGUCGAAUAUUGCAAUAAAAACUCCAUGAUCAUUCAAA